Molecule: messenger RNA, 1338 nt
Organism: Aspergillus puulaauensis
Lineage: Eukaryota; Fungi; Ascomycota; Eurotiomycetes; Eurotiales; Aspergillaceae
Exons: 3
Coding region: 1-1338 (445 amino acids)
Biological process (GO): positive regulation of transcription by RNA polymerase II
Molecular function (GO): zinc ion binding; sequence-specific DNA binding; DNA-binding transcription factor activity, RNA polymerase II-specific
Source: RefSeq, a predicted model, not a curated record
AUGCCCAUCACCGAGAAAAACGAGCUGGAUGCUCUCUUGCAGCUUCUUCCCGCCUGUACAAGGUGUCGAACAGUCCGAAAGCGCUGCGAUACCCUCCUCCCCGCCUGCGCCAACUGCUCUAGAUCCGGCCUCCAGUGCACCUUUUACGACCCCAUAUCCAACGAAUCACUGCCUAGAGAGUAUAUUUCGUCCCUGGUCGGACAUUUGCGCUCGCUUGAGGCCUCCCAUGGCACCUUGGAAGAAACGCCAACCCAUCCAGCGCCUCCAAAUAUUGAAUCCAGCGCCAAAGACCGCAACCCAUAUCUCUGCUUGGGGAAGAAUGCGCCUCUUGCGGCUGCUGCUGCGGUCGUGGGAAGAAGCCAGUGCGUAAGCAAUUGCAUCUAUCCGGUGCCAGUGUCACCCACCGUAAUCGACGAUGCAAUGCACCGUUUUCUCAUCGAGAGGUUCAUGGACACUCUCCACAAUCUGUUCCCAGUGCUCGAUGACGACCAGGCUCUGUACGUCUUACAUGCACCACGCCAGGACCAUUCUCCAGGACAGACCUUCCUGCUAAAGAUGGUCUAUUCAUUAGCCUGCCACUGCUUACCUGUGAAUGACAACCGCCUUGUUGAUCUAUCUGGCUCCCUCUACCGCGAGUCUUUGAUUUAUAUCGACACCCUACUGAAAGACCAUAGUAUUGAAGCCGUGCAGGGGAUACUAUUACUUGCACUGCGCAGCUCCUUUGAUGCCACGACUGGGAAUAUUGGACAGCUCGUGAAUUUCUCUUAUCGUCUUUUAAUUGAGCUGAGCUCCCAUAGUGUAUUGCAGAUGUCGCAGACCAUGGGCCGUCUUCAGUGCACGGUAUACUGUCUGACAGGCUUGGUGGCAGGGGCUUUGGAUAGACCAUAUGAUGUUGCUGAGCCUGAUUCAAGCGCAAUUGCAUCGACAACUGAGCAGGCCCAAUCACUCUGCGCGAUAUAUGCCCUCCAGGCCCUCCAUCGAGCAGGGGAUACACCCACUACCCUCGACUCUACCACUCUGAACAAACUUGACAAGUCCCAGUCACAUAUACUCGUUGCCACAUUACAGCAAACCUACCUCCUCACGCAACCCAGCAUCGAGUGCGCGCAGAACCUCUUAUCAGCAUACGAUGACGACCGAAUGGUGUAUAACAUCUUCACGUCUCACUGGAUCUACCGCGCGGCAUCUUAUCUGAUCAACCACGCAGACGGGGACACGGUUACCGACGGCUGUAUUGUUGCAGCAAAGACAUUGGAGCGAUGUGCGAUAAAGUGGCCUAACUCAAGAGCGCUGCAGGGGGCGUUGGUGGAUUUGAGGCGUAGUAAGCGAGGUAGUUGA